Messenger RNA from Porites lobata, 3598 nucleotides. Lineage: Eukaryota; Metazoa; Cnidaria; Anthozoa; Scleractinia; Poritidae. The record is from the annotation of a GenBank genome assembly.
CUUUCACGGCAUGUCCCCUCAUCCACCUGGAUACUGGUCUAUAGUACAAAUCAACAUGGUAUGAGCCUGAAUAUGCUCUAUCAUAGGCUGAGAGACGUGGAAACUCCUGUUCUGUUGGUAGUAAAGGAUCAAGAGGGAUUUGUAAGUGAGCUCUAUUUAUAUAGUAUCGCCUGGAACCGAUUUUCGUGUCAAUCAUAACUAUGACAAAAUUUUCAAAUCUGAUUGCCUAUCAACUGACGGUGUAAUAGAACAGUACUGCCUAAGUAAUUGGACAGUACGCGCCAUCGCGCGCGCGCACUUAAAUAGCUUUGUUUUCACUGCUAGCAGAAAACUAUCGGAAUUUCUUGUGAUUAAACAAAUCGGACUACGGCGUUAAUCACAUAUGUGAUUUCAGAACGAAUCACAGGAAAAAAUAACGGAUUCCCAUUUUUGGAUAUUUUAGGGUAUUUAAAGAAUACCCACAAAAAUCCCAAAUUUGGAAGAGUGAGACAAGUCCCAAUCAGGUAACUUGGUUGGGUAUUCCCUGGUUGGGACUUGUCUCACUUUGCCAAAUUUGGGAUUUUUAUGGGUAUUCUUUAAAUACCCUAAAAUAUCCAAAAAUGGGAAUCCGUUAUUUUUUCCUGUGAAUUGGACUCCAUUUAGUCCUAUUACCUUUAUUAAUUAAUAUACAAUAGCAUUUAGGAGUUUUUUCGAUCACUCUUUCCGAAUUUCCAAUACUUUUUCUUUUUGUUGGUCUCUCUUCCUCAAGCUAUAAUUAUACCAGAGCAGAAAUGUUUCCGGAUUUAUUACAUUUAGCUAUAGGGUAUUCUGACUCGUAGGCGUUUAGACAAACACAGCUUAUUGGAAAACAAUAAUUUCAUAUUUUUGAGCACGCAACCAAACUCGGAUGUUUGUAUUUCGGGUUCAGGCAGUCCAACUAGCAUAGACCUAGCUUCAAGCCUUAUGUAUGUAUCCCUGACCUAUUUGACGAAAUCGCUGUUAUGUUUCGCCUUCUUCGAACGAUUUCUGUCAGUCCUACACAACAUUUACAUCAUAGGUAACUUUCCAGAAAAGUGAAAAGAUCGCAAGAUAUACAGAUAGUGGGUCCCUCCACCACAAACGUACACGGUUAAUUUCGGGCGUCUAUAUUUCCAGUAUCAUACAUUUUGAAAGUGAAAUCCAGUUCUUUUUGUUAACAUUUGUUUAUUAGGUGUUUGUUGUAUUUUCUCCAAUUUCUCCUCGGAUGGACGCUAGUUUCUGUAGGUUUGGAAAAUCAUAUUUCUUCACCUGUAGACCACAGUUCAAGGUAAGCUUAGCGAUAAGACCGAAAACUAUACAUAUUGUCCAGUGUUUCAUCUCAGUGGUGGACGAUCAGCCCUUUCUACCAGGCGUUUUUUCUUCACCCACACACGAGAAGCAGUAUACAGGACGCUUGUCAAUGAAUCUAGUGACCGACUUAGCUCUCAAACGACUUCUCCCAUAAAGUAAAUUUGUGGUAUGGUUUUUGAGGGCUCAGACGUUUUCCUUGUCCCAUUCCUUUUCCAAAUUGCUCUUUUUUUCUGCAUCACUGUAACUCUUUAGAAACAGGCGAUAUUUAUUAGCUCUAUGUAGGGGAAUCCAAGACAGUCUCGAUUUCUGGAUUUCGGCUUCUUUGUCAAUGGAACUUGGAUUCCGGAUUUCAAUGGUUAGUACCAUUCCGGUUUCCUUGAGCUGUAUUAUGGAUUCCAAAACCCAGGAUUCCAGAUUCCACCAGAAAAAAUUCCCGAAUUCCGGAUUCCAGAAGGAAACAUUUCGCUGAUUCCGGAAUCCGGAUUUCCUUACCUGGUCGAAAAGUUAUGUUCAUUAUCGGGGCGCACGUAGUCUUACCCUAGGUUCCAGAGGAUACUUUUUUGUUAUCGAUACAAAUGUUUCGCGGCGAAGCCGUGUCAACAAGGCGCGAGGCGCCGAGAGACGAGCGCCAAAAGAAACGUCAACGAGCUCCAAAAGAAACAAAAAGUCCGUCUCGGGAGCCUUAUUAAACCGUAAGCACGGUUUAUUUCAUCUUAGGUAUUUAAAGGACGGACUUCUUGAGCCAGGGUAACGUAACCUCACAAUAUCACAUGUAAUUAGAGAUACAGGUAACUACAUUGGCUUGAUUCUUUUUGUAGAUUUAUCCAUGCCGUGGAAGAAAUUCUUACUACAUGACAGGAGAUGCAAAUGGACUUGCCUUCGGAAGCAGUGAGUAAGUGUUUUCUUUUCGGUGUUUUUAUAUUUAAUGGCAUCCUUCCUUUCCGGGUGUUGACGAACAAUACGUAUACUAUACUAUUUUGUUUAUGAAUUUAAUAAUGAUUAGUAAAGUACAUCAAUGAAAUAAAACUUAUUUUAAUCGACAAAGCAAUGAUCUUCAGUCUCUAGUUGAGUUAUGUGUUGCUCAACCGAGUCGUUCGCAGGUCACGGGUAGGAAAGAACCCUGGAAACGAGUUUGUGUGUUGAUAAGUUCAUGUCUUUGAUAUCAAAACCCUUCUUCGUUUGACUAUGUUCAUUUUUUUUUGGUAAAACUGCCGAAACCUCAACCUGCCUUUGUUCUUUGGGCCCUUAAGCUGGUCCAAGUUUCCGCCCACAUUGCUAGAUGCAACAUUUGGAUCUGUCCUUUGAUUUUAUUUCAGCUUUACAUGACUUCGAAGAACUUUUAGGACCAACAUCCCGUUCUAUUAUGAGAGUAGAAGUACCUUUAUUUACCAUACAUUCAUUUGUAUACACAUAACCUAUUACAUCACUACAAGGCAGGGGAUCAAGCAAGCUCUGUAGAGCUUUUAGACAAUCUCCGCCUUAUUCAAAGCAGAUGUAAAGAAUAAAUACCAUGUUGUGUCAUUUUAGAAAAAACAUGAUGGGUCUGUUCACUCGACGAAGAUGUCUGAGUAAUUUCAACAUGAAACAUAAGUCUAAAUUUCUCGAAAUUUUUUCUGAGAUCAUAGGACUGAUUAACAAAAUCGCGGGAGUCCAAUUUGUUUAAUCAUGGGUAUGAUUACAGACCGAAUUGGACGAUACGAAUCGAAGUUCUGUUACAGUUUUAUCAUAAUCAUUACAAUUUUCGAGAAAAACAACUGCAUUUUUGUUUUUGUGAAAGAGCUUUUAAUACCAAUAAUCCACAAUUAGGGAAUUAUCAAAGAGACAUUGUGUAAUGUUACAAAUUCGUCCAUUUUUGCUUUGGUUAUAGUGAUAAAUUCUGCGCUUAAAGGUGUCCGAUUAAUUACAAUCAACUGUCCGAUUACAACCCUACACAAUGAUUGGUGAAAAAUAAAGCAGUCAACGCACCAAUCAAAUUUGAGGAAAUUGUGACGAUUAUGAUUAAUAGUGGAAUUCUCUUUUUGAUCGGGCUGCUCUAGCCAGCCAAAACUGACAAAUAGUAAGCACCCCUAGUAUGCUGACGCGAGGACACAAAGAACGGCUGCGUUGAAGACUAUGAAGUACUUUGGUCACUAUUAAAUUUUUGUUAAUUUUCAGGGGAAAUUUUCGGCUUUGGUUAGACAGUGAUCUGUAUCAUGGUAGAAGCACUGCCUGCGAAACUUAUGACAGCGAGAUGCUUUCCGCCACCGAGGAUUUCAUUUGUCUUGGCGUUGAAGUCUGGACUUUUGGCUAG